AUGGCGACGGCAAGCAACGGUCCCUCUGGGGACCUCACAUCGCAGAUUCUUCUUGCUUUGUCCAAGAAAGACCCCAUCCUUUCUGCUGAGCACUUCCCUGAGUUCCAGUUCGCCGACCUCAAGGCGGCCCUCGACCGACUUGCCAGCCGUUCCAUGGUCACGUAUGAGUCAAUUGAGCGGGAAGAGGCCAUUCUGGAGGCCGAGGGGCAGCAGAUUGCAGAGCACGGCAGUCACGAAGCUCGCGUCUUCGAGGCGGUGCGCAAGGCUUUGGAGGGGUUGACGGUCCAGGAGCUUGAGGCCGCUAUUGGCGACAAGAAUGUCACCAAGCUUGGCCAAGGCAAGGCUUUCAAGAAUAAAUGGGUAAAGAAGGAUACUACUGGAAAGUUUGUUGCGGCCACCGAAUCGAUCCAAGACGAGACCCAAGACCAGCUCCAGCAGAUCCAGGAGAAGCGCACACACGAGCCCAAGGUUAUCAGUGAACUAAAGAAGCGCAAGCUGGUCAAGACCCAGAAGAUCAUCACUUUCAAGAUCCAGAAGGGGCCUGAGUUCGCGCUCGAAAUCAAGAAGGAGGAGACAGACCUGACGGCCGACAUGAUCGCAUCUGGCUCUUGGAAGACAGCCAACUUCAAGCCCUACAACUUCAAGGCUCUUGGUGCCGACCAAAACGCAGGCGCUCUUCACCCUCUGAACAAGGUCCGCCACGAGUUCAGGCAAAUCUUCUUCGAGAUGGGUUUCGAGGAGAUGCCCACCAGCAAGUUCGUCGAGACUGGCUUCUGGAACUUCGAUGCCCUCUUCGUCCCCCAGCAACACCCUGCGAGAGAUUUGCAGGAUACGUUCUAUAUUUCGGAUCCUGCCGUUGCAGACAAGCCUCGCCCUGAGUCAGAAGACGAUAAGAAGGACUACGAGGCGUACUGGGAGAGUGUUAAGCAGGUGCACCAGGAUGGCAAAUAUGGCUCGAUUGGAUACCGCUACCCGUGGGCUGCCGAAGAGGCCCAAAGACUCGUCCUUCGCACACAUACCACUGCCAUUUCCACGGCGGUCCUGCACCAGCUGGCUUCCAAGAAGGGACCCGAUGGCAGACCUCCCCCGGCGCGUUACUUCUCCAUCGACAGAGUGUUCCGUAACGAGAGUGUUGAUGCUACGCACUUGGCGGAGUUCCACCAGGUUGAGGGUGUCAUUGCCGACUACGGCUUGACCCUAGGUGGCCUCAUGGAGUUCAUGGAGAUCUUCUUCAACAAGAUGGGCAUUACGGAUAUCAAGUUCAAGCCUGCUUAUAACCCGUACACCGAGCCCAGUAUGGAGAUUUUCUCCUUCCACAAGGGCUUGAACAAGCUGGUUGAGAUCGGCAACAGUGGCAUGUUCAGACCCGAGAUGUUGGAGGCGAUGGGCCUGCCUAAGGACAUGAGAGUCUACGGAUGGGGACUGUCACUCGAGAGACCGACUAUGAUUAAGUACGGCAUCUCCAACAUUCGUGAGUUGCUGGGACACAAGGUUGAUCUGAACUUCAUCGAGAGGAACCCGGCAGUGAGAUUAGACAAGAACUAG
Molecule: messenger RNA, 1545 nt
Organism: Colletotrichum karsti
Lineage: Eukaryota; Fungi; Ascomycota; Sordariomycetes; Glomerellales; Glomerellaceae
Product: tRNA synthetase class II core domain-containing protein
Exons: 3
Coding region: 1-1545 (514 amino acids)
Biological process (GO): phenylalanyl-tRNA aminoacylation
Cellular component (GO): phenylalanine-tRNA ligase complex; cytosol; cytoplasm
Molecular function (GO): ATP binding; tRNA binding; phenylalanine-tRNA ligase activity
Source: RefSeq, a predicted model, not a curated record